UUUUAUCCGCCCUCAGCUCUCUCAUCUGAUCCAAUCCUUCCUUCCUUGAAAACCUUGAGAGACAAAGAGACAAGUCCAGCCAAACAGUGGUAGUAGAAGAAGUGGCAUUAUCAAUGGCAGUGGCGGUGGCGGUGGCGGUGGACGCUUCUCCUAGCACUAGCGGUCAUAGAUGGAACAUGGCUUCUCUCAGGUCUUCCCUUCCUUCUCCUCCUUAUUCUUCUUCUUCAACGAGUGCCGCAGCCACUAUUCGACUCCCAUCAUCAUCUGGUCGCCAAUGCUUCCACAAAAGCAUCAGCUUCUCUUCGCCUCGCCGCCAACAACGGCAACAACCAGUCCUUACUCGUUCUUUCACCGUUCUUAACCCUCUUCUCUCCCUUGGUUUCUCCGACAAUGUCACCUGUGGGCAUGUCUUCCCUGACGUUGAUAAUGGUUCUCGCUUUUUUGCCAUGAGGCAUGGCAAGCGGGUUCCCAAGCUCAAUCGCCCACCAGACCAGCGUCGAGCACUUCUCAGAGGCCUCACCACCCAGCUCCUUAAGCAUGGUCGCAUCAAGACCACCAGAGCACGUGCCAGUGCCAUGAGGAAGCAUGUUGACAAGAUGAUCACUUUGGCUAAGGAUGGUUCUCUCCACAAAAGGAGACAGGCUCUCGGCUUCAUCUAUGAAAAGCAGAUUGUCCAUGCCUUAUUUGCUGAGGUCCCCGACAGAUACGGGGAACGAAAUGGUGGAUAUACCAGAAUUAUUAGAACUUUACCGAGACGAGGGGAUAACGCGCCCAUGGCCUAUAUUGAACUUGUCUAGGUGUUUUCUUUUACUCAGCUUAUUCUUGCAUUCUAUUUUGAUAUUACUGUUUGCUGAACCAUAUGCUUGUAUUCAUAUUUACCAUUUUUGAGAUAGAGCUGUGUGCAAUGAAAAUGGUGCAUUAUGAUUUA
Molecule: messenger RNA, 928 nt
Organism: Populus nigra (black poplar)
Lineage: Eukaryota; Viridiplantae; Streptophyta; Magnoliopsida; Malpighiales; Salicaceae
Product: large ribosomal subunit protein bL17c-like
Exons: 2
Coding region: 114-797 (227 amino acids)
Biological process (GO): translation
Cellular component (GO): cytosolic large ribosomal subunit; ribosome
Molecular function (GO): structural constituent of ribosome
Source: RefSeq, a predicted model, not a curated record